Messenger RNA from Pogona vitticeps (central bearded dragon), 3274 nucleotides. It is a transcript of the gene VPS4B, whose product is annotated as vacuolar protein sorting 4 homolog B. Gene Ontology annotation, molecular function: ATP binding; ATP hydrolysis activity. Gene Ontology annotation, biological process: endosomal transport; vacuole organization. The record is from RefSeq and is a predicted model, not a curated record. NCBI's taxonomy places the organism in Eukaryota, Metazoa, Chordata, Lepidosauria, Squamata, Agamidae.
GCGCUGCGUGACGUCAUCAGAGCCAAGCGGAAGCGGAAGGUUCCUUUCAGUUUUGUCUCGGCCGGGUGUGGGGCUGCGUUACGGAAGUAACCAACCGAAGGCCGAAACCUUUUUUUUUUGGUUUUAAAUAUUAAAGCCAUUUAGGUUUUCAUUUCCUGCCGCGGAAAGGAAGGCUCUUCCGUGAGGGAGGUUCUCCGCGGGGUCCUCUUUCCGCUUCCUUGGUCCUCUGUUUUCGGUCUUCGCCCCUUCCCUGCCAGCCCCGCCCGUCAUGGCGGCCACAUCCAACCUGCAGAAAGCAAUAGACCUUGCUAGUAAGGCAGCACAAGAAGAUAAAGCAGGGAACUUUGAGGAAGCUCUCCACUUGUAUCAGCAUGCUGUACAGUAUUUUCUCCAUGUUGUCAAAUAUGAAGCACAAGGUGAUAAAGCAAAGCAAAGCAUCAGAGCAAAGUGUACUGAGUAUCUGGACAGAGCGGAAAAGCUGAAGGAGUAUCUGAAGAAGAAAGAAAAAGCUCCUCUCAAACCAGUGAAAGAAUCUGGUUCAGCUGAUGAAAAGGGGAAUGAUAGCGAUGGGGAAGGAGAAUCGGAUGAUCCUGAGAAAAAGAAGCUUCAGAAUCAACUCCAAGGUGCCAUUGUCAUGGAGCGACCAAAUGUCAAGUGGAAUGACGUUGCUGGCCUCGAAGGAGCAAAAGAAGCUCUUAAAGAAGCAGUAAUAUUACCCAUUAAAUUUCCUCAUCUUUUCACAGGUAAAAGAACCCCCUGGAGAGGGAUCCUUCUUUUUGGACCUCCAGGAACUGGGAAAUCCUAUUUGGCAAAAGCUGUUGCAACAGAAGCUAACAAUUCUACAUUCUUCUCUGUAUCUUCUUCUGAUCUUGUAUCUAAAUGGUUGGGAGAGAGUGAAAAACUAGUGAAGAAUCUCUUCCAGCUUGCCAGAGAAAAUAAGCCUUCGAUUAUCUUUAUAGAUGAAAUAGAUUCUUUGUGUGGUUCCAGAAGUGAAAAUGAAAGUGAAGCAGCUCGACGGAUUAAAACAGAGUUUUUGGUCCAAAUGCAGGGAGUUGGAACAGACAAUGAAGGCAUUUUGGUUCUGGGAGCUACAAACAUACCUUGGGUUCUCGAUUCUGCCAUCAGACGAAGGUUUGAGAAGCGAAUUUACAUUCCCUUACCUGAAGAUCAUGCGAGAGCUGCAAUGUUUAAGCUUCACCUUGGGACUACUAAAAACACCUUGAAUGAAUCAGAUUAUCGAGAACUUGGAAAGCGAACUGAUGGCUACUCAGGUGCUGAUAUCAGUAUAAUUGUACGAGAUGCCUUAAUGCAGCCAGUUAGGAAAGUCCAAUCUGCCACACAUUUUAAAAAAGUGAAUGGACCAUCACUAUCUGACCCAAAUGUUUUAGUAGAGCUCUUCACCCCAUGUUCUCCAGGAGAUCCUAACGCCAUUGAAAUGACAUGGAUGGAUGUGCCAGGAGAUAAGCUACUGGAGCCUGUUGUUUGCAUGGCUGAUAUGCUGAGGUCAUUAACCAGCACAAAACCCACCGUGAAUGAACAAGAUCUGGAAAAACUAAAGAAAUUUACAGAAGACUUUGGACAGGAAGGCUAAUUAAAAGACAUUUGUGACCUUCAGCUUUGGUUCUUUAAAUUUCCUGCCUCUUUAUUGCCAAUAAAUGAAUUGUUCCUUCCUGUAUUCCCAUAUGAACUGAACAGUCAUUUGCAAGGACCUUUCAGCUUUUGUAUAUCACUUUCCAAAAAAACCUAGUAAAUGUCUUCUGAAAGCAUGAUACCAGGAUCCUAUGGCAAAGAAGGAAAAUAUGCAGCCAUCUUUCAGGUAUAAUUGCAGGGUUUUGAGUCUAGAUUUUAGGUAAUACACAUUAGUCCUAAUUUACAAAUAUUUAUGAAUUCCUGUAGGCCUAGAAGAGAAAAGCUGAAAAAGCAAAGCGAGGCAGAAGCUUGGGUUGCUUGUCAGAUAUUUCCAGUAUCAGUCAAUUUGCCUCAAAUUCAUCUAGAAUUAUGCAGUGCUAUUAAACCCCACCUAAAUUAGGAGAAGGAAGUGAGAGGAAAGGAUUGUAGUUAGAUACAGGCUGUACGCUGAGUACAAUGUUAAAUUAGUUUGUUUUCUCUUAUAUAAUAUUUAGACAUUGCCUUAAAAGCAACAAGCAUUGUUUUAAUAACUCACUAGUAGGUACCUGUCACUGUGCAAUCUACCAGAGACUAGAUAUAGAAUGUAAAUAUUGUGGACAAUGUUUCUCUCUGGUCUUCAUUCAUCUUUACUCCCUUAGGAGUAUGAGGCAGGGAAUAUAUUCUGUUGAGAAUCCAUGGGUAAGCCAGCAAAGAAUUUUAGCAAGCCAUUUGUUAAGGGAAGGGAAGGUAAUAUUGCACUUUACCUUAUUUUCAGAGGAAAUUUGAGACUUGAGUAUCAUUCAGCCUAAUGAAUAUCUCAGAGGUGCCAAGAGAAGUUGAUCUUAUUCACUAUCUACCUGAGUAAUAAAAUAACUAAAUAUGUCAAUGGUUUGGAAAGUGUUUUUCCCCUAAAGGCCUUUACUAAGAAUUACACAUCUUAGAGAAGUGCCUGAGUGUAACAAUACUGCAGUGGACAGGUUUUGGACAUCAUACUAAGCCUUAGUUUAGUGUGGGCAGGGGGACAGGGGCGGAAUAGUAUUGCAAACUUCAUACUUGUGCAUUUCUCCUGUCCUGAUGCUACAUGGAAUAGGUCGGAAAUUCUUGUUUCCUGUUUACAUUAAUCACAACUCAUCAUACCAUACAAAUAUGUUAUGGUUGAUGUGAAAUAGUUUGCAGAAAUAAGUCAGCUUCAAGCCGUCAGUUAUAAAACUGCUUUAAAUAUAAACAAACCAUAAUGAAUAUUAUCCAGAACUUAGGGUUUGGCUGACAAGUUAGUGUCGUUAAUGAAAGACUCCUUUUGGCUCUGCAGGUGGGGAGGUGGCAGGAGUAUACAAGCCAAAGACUCAUAGCAGCUUGUUUUUAUCACACUAAAUAGUGGCUGAGCAUGAUGUGGCUACUGAGAGCACUGAAUUUGUGCCUUGUACGUUUGUCCCAGUUUAUAGACAAGUCAUUGCUGAAAUACUAGUGUAAUGCAUUGCUUCACUGUUAAAGAACUGUACAGUGCAAAUGCUUUUCUGUGUUGCAAAUUUCCAAAUGUAGUAGUGUAGUCACCUGCUCACAGGCUUUGGUUUUCUUUUUAUGUGUAUAUUUUAUAUAGUACUUCACAGAAUUACAAGACUGAUUGAAACUUUGUCUUUGAAUGAAGUAAAACUGUUGCAAUACUCGC